AUUAUAACAAUAACAUCAAUAGUAAACUGAGUAAUAAUUGUCAGUAUUGCAAUAUAUUUAAAAAAUUUAUUUACAAAUUGCAAUUAUAAAGAUAAUUGGCGUACUUUGUUUAAAUAAUUGAAAUGAUAAUCAAUAGUGGAAAUUUAAAUUAUAAUCUUGGUGCUCCAUAUGAACUCUAGACACGCGACUCGAAGUUUAAACUUUUUAUUGUGAGUACAAAAAAGUUUAAAAAUAAAAAAAAGUGUAGUGAUGAGGUAACUUCUCAAAGCGGGAGUCAGUCACAGUAUUUUCUAUUCACAUGCUGACUUGAUAAAAAGUAUUUAAAUUAUACUUAUCACAAAUCCAAGUAAAAAGUAACGAAUAACAAAAAUGGGCAAGUUACCAUUUUUGUUUUUGAUGGUUGCAUCUUUAAUAAGUUACGAGACCAAUGCUGUUCCACUUAUGGAUAUUUCAGCAAUGGCCAGUGCCGCUAGAGGAAUGAUCGGCUCAAUAACGGAGUCCAUAGCACCGGGUCAUAAUAAAUACAAAGACCCGUUUGCGCAAAGUAACGAAACCCAGAAGACAAUCCAGGAAAUAAAAAAUAUGAUACGUGAACAAGGUUCCAUUUAUGAAAAAAACAUUGGAUUGGUUCAUAAUAUAAAUACUAAAUUAGAGAAAGUAGGUUUAGAUAUAUUCGCAUUAGAUAAUGACGUUUUAGACAAACUGUCGUUAGCCGACCGAACAGAAGUUAAAUUGAACAAAGUUUUGGUUAAGUCUGAUCACAUUAUUCAAACAUUGCCCUUAUUGACUGAAUCCAUUAAAGACAUGAUGUCGGAAAUGGUGCAAAAUUUUUUUAAAACGCUAGAAAAUGAUCAACAAUACCAGGAAGCUUCUGCGCAAUUAGCAAAGCAUACUCAACGCAUAGAUUUUCUGUGGGGUCGGUUCAACACAAUUCGUAAUACAUCAUAUUCAUUCACACCCGAGACAUAUGAGAUAUUUUAUACUACAGCAUUGUCACAAGAAAAAAGAUCAAUACCAGAUACUCUUAACCAAAUGUUACUUUUAGUAACUCCUGGUCAAAAAACAGCCUUUCUUUAUGAUGGAUUCCUCAAAUUUUUCGCUUUCAAAGAACAGUUGGACUCAUUCUCAGAUAAGUGUGAUGUUCCUGAUACAUAUCAAGAUCAAUUGAAGAGAAUUUACAACAUGAUUUCUAUUUCCGAAUAUCGUGCAUUAGUUAUGCUAACAGUUGCCACUCUUCAAGAUGAAGUUAAAACAGGACAAAGCGCACACAAUGAUCUUGAAAGAAUAUAUAACGGGUAUGUUGAGCGGAAUUCAAAAUAUUUGAGCGCAAUGAAAACUGCUAUGGCACACGCAUCGACUGAAAUAAUGAGGUGUGAUCCUCCUCAAGCUUUAUUAGAUGUUAACUCUUUUUCAUUGACAUAUUUUCUUGGAUCGUACUAUGUAAGUACUGAUCAAAUUGGUAUGAGAUGUAGUGAUAAAUGCGAGGAUAUCAAUACAAUUAAUAAAAUAGCAUGUAAAACAGAUCUUAAACAGUAUGCAGAUGUGAAUGUCCGUAGUUAUUGUCCAAAGCGACCAUGCUAUGGCAGGCUACACAGCUGCAAGAUCAAAAACUCAUACCAAUUUUGUGAAGCUAAUGAAGGAACAGGACGUAGAUAUUGGUGGAUAGAGAAGUCAGUGAAUCAAGAGCGCCGUAAAUCCUGCGAUGGACGAUUUGUUGAUACGAUGAGCGGAUCAGCAUGUGUAGAAUGUAUGUGUGAGUGUGCUGAAGAAGGUGCUGAAUCAACGGCAACACGUACAUUUAGUUUGAUGCCACAAUAUGCUGAUAUUAAGAAUAAUAUGGUCGUCUCAAAUGUAAGACUUCGUAAAAAGGACAACGUUGUGCAAAUUCAAAUAGAGCAAGCUCCUCUAAGACCUGGUGGCACGAUAGACCGUGACAACUCUUCUUGGGUACCCCUAGAUAAAUUAGUAUACAGCCAAAACGUACCAGAAGGUGCAUUCUGGAAAAUAAAAGACGGCAAAAAAAUUGGACUUGUUUACGAUGAGGAUUACACUUAUCUGCGUCACAACCGUAAAACCUUAUUCCUUGAUGAUGUUGCCGUAGAAAAAGAUUACAUUGUUACUGGCGUUCGGUUCCGUAACUCGAAAGCAAAUAAUGCCGAUGGUUCGUGGAAUUCAAGCCCAAUACAGUUGGAAGUAAUGGCGACAAGGUUUGACUAUCAAAACGGCAUAUUGACUCCAGACAAGAACGAACCGUUCAAGGCAAUUGUCGCUGACGAAAAAACGCAAAAGGGUAAACGAUAUUAUGGAACAGGAAGGAGUACAGUAAAACUUACGAACGGCCAAGAUCCUUUGAAAAGUUCGAAAAAUGAAGAGAUUUCUCAUCCCAACCAAGAAAUUUCAUUUAGAAGAUCGAGUAAAAGCGAAUUAGGUCAAUUGACAAUCCCUUACUUUGAUUCACGUCCUGCCGCUAGCUCGAGCUUCAUACCACUGAGUGGUGUUGGAAUUUUCCAUCGUGGAGCUAGAAAUUAUGGAGGAUUCAUAGCCCCUAAAUUAAUUGGUAUCGAUCAUUCGCAAUACGUUGAGUCGAAAUCGACUAACCUGCCAAGACUAUACUAAGGGCGAUGUUGUGUAUAAAUAAAAAUUUAAUGAUUGACAAUAUUCAAUUGAGUUAUAUUGACUUGUAUUAGUAAAUGUUUUUAAAAAAAUAUUUAUUAUAAAUGUCAUGGAAUUUUGGAAUCAUAUUGUUAAUAAAGAGAAAUGGAAAUUUUA
Molecule: messenger RNA, 2769 nt
Organism: Microplitis demolitor
Lineage: Eukaryota; Metazoa; Arthropoda; Insecta; Hymenoptera; Braconidae
Exons: 8
Coding region: 370-2616 (748 amino acids)
Source: RefSeq, a predicted model, not a curated record